Aricia agestis (brown argus) is the source of this 5698-nucleotide messenger RNA. RefSeq lists its product as uncharacterized. The transcript has 8 exons. Gene Ontology annotation, molecular function: transcription factor binding; RNA binding. Lineage: Eukaryota; Metazoa; Arthropoda; Insecta; Lepidoptera; Lycaenidae. Gene Ontology annotation, biological process: positive regulation of transcription by RNA polymerase II. Gene Ontology annotation, cellular component: nucleus. Bases 206 to 4792 code for a protein of 1528 amino acids. The record is from RefSeq and is a predicted model, not a curated record.
UGUGGUGCGUGAAGUCUAUGGCAUGUGAUGUUUCAUCAAAAGUGUUAAUUUUAUGAUAAAUUAACAUCAGAUAAAAACAAUUCUGUGCUUAAAAAUCGUUUAUUGGUUCAUAUAUUGUGUGUUUGUGUAUAAUUCGCAGUGACAAGUGGUAUAUUUAACAAGAAAUCUUGAUGGAUAUAGACCCGUCACCUGAGGGAGUUAAGAUAUGGGGUCAAAUAUUUUAAAUAUGUACCACCAAGCACCAUACCGUAACAUCGGACACAAGGUGUUGCGGGCCACGAGCGAGUCGGGCACUUCCGAGAGCAGCUGCACACAGAACUCUCCGGAGUACACAAAUCAGAAAGCCAAUGAUGAUAGUGAGGAUGGGGAGUAUUGGGAUGAUAAGCAGCAAGUGUGGAGCCAAAGCGAACAAGUGAGUGUUAAGGUAAAUAUCACAAAAACAAACCACGAUGUCAGUUUCGAUGAGAAUGAACAUAUAGACGUCCAGAAUGUAUCAGUAGAUGAUUCCAGUCCUAGUUCUCUUGAAGAGGGGAACAGCUCAGACGAAGGCGACUGCAACUCUCUGGUAGAAGGUGACGACUACGAUAUAAUACAGGUCAUAGCAGUAGACCCAGAUUUAGAUCUUGCGUCCUCUGAUGAGGAGCAAGAAGAAUGUGCAGACGCCACAGAUGACGAGUACAUAAAUCCAGAAGAAGAUUAUCGGAUAGACAAUGAUAAAGUCGAUACGUUAGGGCCAAACGAUCUGGGUAUAAACUUAGAUGCACCAGUUGUUUCAAAUGUCGAUGAAUAUUUCAUAAAGAAUGACGAUAAAAUACUCGAAGCCAAAGACGAGCCUGUCGUCAAAGAUGUCGACGAGUAUUUCAUCAAAGAACCAGCGGUAGCUCCCAAUGUUGCCGCUGAAGAUAGAUCUCAAUACGACCAAGGCAUCGAUUUUCGGAUAACAGAAAGUAAACCUAUCGUUGAUAGUCCAGUAAAAGCCGAGCCAAUGAAAAAAGAAGUUGAGUGCACCAACGAUAAUGAUCUAGAAGGUCUCUCAAAUAUUGAUUACUUGAAGAAUUUCAUACUUGACGACUUACAGAAUGAUAGGUUUAGAAUCGCACCGAGAUCGCAAAACUCAGUCUCUCUGCCACAAACACCGAUGCACAAUCUUUGCAUGGAUAUAGAUGCGAAGACGUGCUUCAGUUUCGAAGACCUCGACUUAAACGAUCUUAGUUUUGAAAACUUUAAAGACAAAUCUUCUGGCAGCAAUAAAAAUGAUGACAUUCCAAGAACUUUAACUGAUGAGGAGAUAAAUAGCUUUCUUAUCACCGACAAAAAAGGCGAAAUUAAACCGGACAUUAACGAAAAUGUAGAUGAUUUAACACAUCAAGAUAUGGAAAUAGAAAAGCCUUUAGAUUCAUUUAUAAAAUGCAUUGAACCACCUGAAAUUAUUAAUACAAUACCUGAACGAUCAUCCACUCCACUGCCAAAGGCCGUUCUGGAUUUUUGCAUUGAGAAAUCAAUGCAAUCGCCUGUCAAAACUAAAGUAUCUCCCGUAAAGCUGGAGGUACCAGAUUUCGUUGAUAUAAAAACGUGCAACAAGGUUAAUUUACCAGUACUGAAAGCUAAUAACUUAAAUUCACUACUAGAACAAUUUGAGGCUUCUGAAAAACUAACGGAAACUGUAGUCACUGAGAAUAGAAAUUUAAAAACGAAAAAUUCUAGUCGCAUGCGCCUUCAGGAUGCGGGUAUUCAGUUGAACAAAAAUAAAAUGCGUCACAUUUUGAUGCCCACGACAGUAAACGCCACAAUAACGCGAUCUCCAAGUCCUGUUCACGCGGACCAUGAUUAUUGCUCCACGAAAAAGAGACACAGCGCCAGCCAUUUGAAAAGUGGCCGCAGUCUUCUUAAGCCAGACGUACUAUCUAGCAACAAUGAGAUACUAAACUCUAGGCACCGAUCUUGUAAAAGCAAAAAAAUUAUCUAUAGCUUAAGUAGUGACGACGAAAGUGACAACAAAGAUAAAAAGAAACUCAAUAAUCGCGUUAUAGCUGAAACGGACCUUAAAUCAAAGAAAUCCAAUAUAAAAAUAUCCAAACCACCUCCCAAAUCAAAGACUAUACGCAAAAAAGAGGAUGUUUUUAGUGAGCUCGUAGGUAGUUUGGAGAAAAGUAACGGUUCUGUGAUUGUGGAUAAUGCUACUAAAGCAAGUGAUAUUUGUAGUCAAAACAGUAGUGGUAGUAUUAAGUUAACUAUUAAAAACAAAUCUGAAGUCAUUUUAAAUAAUGUAGACGUCAAAGACAAUAAAAACGAUAACUUUAUCGAUAAACAAGUCGAUAGUAGUGUAAGUAUAGACAAAGUGCAUAAAAAGUCUAGUAGCUUAGUAGAAAAAAAUAAAAUAAUGGAUAGUUUUGAAAAUAAAGACAUUAUACAUCAAGUGGAUACUAAAAGCGUGAAAAUAAAAGAUGAAGAUACGAACCCUGAAAACUUUUACACGACACUUUUUGAUGAAAAGGAUGUGCACAUACCACAGAAUAUUCUUGUUGAAGUCAAAGAAGAAAUCAAGGAAAAAGUUGAAGAUAUUGUCGAACAACAACCUGCAAAGAAGAAAAAGUUGAAUCUACAAGAGUAUAAAUUACGCAGAGGAUUUAAUUCUAACGCAAGUUCGGCACAAGUGAGUCCAGAAUCAAUAUUCCCAGAAACACCAAACUUGCUGUUGGAAAGUUGUCCCACCUCUUCACAAAGUAAUACCGAAAGCAGCACUCCUAAAAAGGAACAAAGCGAGGAAGCUAAAACAAUUUUCGACCCGAUACGGGAGGCUUCACGAAAAAUCAUCAUGAUCUCUAGGAAACAGAAGGUCGAAGCUAUGAGAAAGAAGGAGGAAGAAUUACUAAUGCGCAAUAUUGGUAAAGUCGAAACUCUCGAAAUACAACCGUUGAUAAGCGACUCAGAAAUGAUGAAGAUAAUUGGAAUGGCACCCGAGGUUGUGCCCGUACUAAUAGUGGAAAAAGUACCAGCACCGGCAGACUAUGAUGAAGUAGUUUUAGUCAGUGUCGGCACGAAUACAGAUGAAAACAUGUUCAAAACGGUCCCCAAAUCGCCAGAGCGUAAUAAAAGGAAAUGUGACUCUCCGCCGACCGAAAAGAAAUCGAAUAUCAAUUUCAAAAUUAGGAAAAAUGAUCAAUUGCUUAAACACAAUGUUUUCGAUUCGCAUAGAAAAGAUAAUGGUGUAGAGAACCGUGAACAUCAUCAUAAUGAAGGAAAGAUUGAUAAAGAAAGGUAUAAAGACAUCAAAGCUACUCUGAAGAGUGUAGAAAAGCAAGUCGAUACGAAAAUAUCAAAUAACUCUUUAUUUGCUAGUAUCCAAGAUGUGGUCAUGAAAAAAGCACCGUCUUCGACAUCUCCCAGUAGAGAGUCCCAUAGACAAAAACGGAGCUCCUCUGCAGACAGGAGUCCUAAAAUAAAAACAACAAUCGUACGCGAAUACGACGUAAACGCGGAACACGGGGAAGACAAAGUCAUAUUACAUUUGAAAAAGAACACGGAAAAACCUAAAAAUAAAUCAGAAUGCUGUCAAACCGACUCCACUGAUUCUAAAACACCUGGGACACCUUCAGUGCAGGCUACUGAAGUAGCACAGAGUAGAAGUAGACAUGACAGUGACAUGUCAUUGUCUAGCGAGGAGGAAACACCCGUUGAACCAAAAGAUCCAACACCGUCACCACAAAAGGAAGUAAAAGCUGCGGUGGCAAAGCCAAGAGUAGAGUCCAACGAGAGAGUUCAACAAAAAGAAAAAUUACGUGCCAGCGAGAAUCGUUACGAUAGUAAAUGCAGGCGGUCCAGGUCUCAUUCAAGAGGAAGAAGAAGAAAUGGAUCACCCGUUCGAAGAAGAUCUGGGUCGCCUCGAAGAAGAUCCUUUUCACCCCGCAGAAGAUCGGGAUCUCCCAGAAGAAGAUCCAGGUCCAGAGAUCGUUAUAGAUCAUACAGAAGACGGGAAUCCCCGUACAGAAGGAAUAGGAGAUCUAGAUCUCCCUAUCGUCCUAGAAGAUCACCGUCUAGACGGGAUUACAAGACUAGUAGGACGCGAUCAAGAUCAAGGCACAAUACUCGCAAGAAGUCCCGAACUCCAGUGCCAAAACGGCAAAGCAGUCCGAAAUAUAAUAACUAUAGAGCGAGCAACGAUAAAAAGCCUGUAGCGCAGCCGCAGCCAGCAAGGAAACCUACAGUGUCUGAAAGUUCGUACAGUUCGUCUGUGUCAAGAUCAUCAUCGGUAUCCAAGACUUCGACAUCAUCUAGUAGCUCGUCGAGCACAUCGGCCUCCUUCCGUAAGGAUGAGGGGUACAGCAAUAAAGGAUACACCAACAGCUUCAGUUCUGAAGACAGAGAGAACAACACACCUGUCGAAGAGAGACGCAUAGUGUUUGUUGGUAAACUGGAGAAAGACAUAACGAAGGGCUCGCUGAGAACUCAGUUCUCCAAGUUCGGUCCCGUCACAGAAGUGAGGCUGCAUUCUAAGGAGGACGGAUCUCGCUACGGCUUCGUGACUUACCAGCGGCCGCGCGACGCGUGGACUGCGGUGGAAAACGCGUCGCUCUUCCCACAGUAUGACGUGGGUUUUGGUGGCAGAAGAGCGUUCUGCAGACAGAGUUAUGCUGAUCUCGAUGGUCUCGAAGCGAAAUACACCGAGAGCGCUUUCCACGGCCAAGCAGCGCUGCCUAUACGACGCAACGAUGACAUGUCGUUCGAACAGAUGCUGCUUGACAUGAAAAACAAGCUGAACAAGCGCAAAGACAAGCGCGACGACACAGCUUGACAUUUGCUCAACGUCCGCCAUCUUGUCGCCUCACUUCUGACGCGCCUGUCAAACUUCGCACUGUAGCUAUCGCUGUCAGAGUGACAGCUGACAACUCGACACCUGUCGCUGUCAGACUGACUGCUGUCAACCCGACAGCUGUCUACCCAACACUUGUCGCUGUCAGGCUGACAGCUGUCAAUCCGAAACCUGUCACUGUCGCAGUGACAGUGACGUUCGGUUCGUGCAAUAAAAGACACGCUUGAUUUUUGCUCAUAAGACUUCGCUUCCUCUGUAAAUAGUAGUUUUUAGUGUUAGUUUCAUUUUUAAUUCUACCUCUCAUUUAGUAAGUGUAUAGUUUAGUUUUUUUUUUGCGAUUUAUAUUAAGAUGGCAAAAGUUUCGAUCGUACAGCCUAGUUCGUGUUACAUCGUUUAAUUUUAAUAUUAAGCAACGAUCAGUAGACUGGUUUUUCUUUAAGUUUAAUUAAUUAAUAAUUAAGGAGUCAUUUUAUGUAGAGGCUAAUUAAAAAAUCAUGAUAAAAUGCGAGAGAUUUGUCAAUUAUUACGCCUCUGUUACCUUACAUGUAAAAUAUCGUAUGUAAAUAAAAAGUUUUCUGGAUGUCUUUACAUGAUAUUUUUUAAGUUGUGUUGCCAACAGGAAAAAUAUUAGCCCUCCUACUAAUAUUUUUCCUGUUGGCAACACAACUUAUGAUAAUCACGCAAUGUAUACUAUACAAUCUCUACUUGUCUAUGUAUAUCAUAUUUUACGCUGCGUUAAUAUAUCUAUUAGUAGGAGAGCCGCACUCAAAUACAUUUAUUGAUGAUUAAACUUUAUUUCAAUGAAGAGUUUGCCAGAUAACGUAUGGGUCUUAUGUCAAAACGAGCUUUUGCCCGUGGCUUCGCUCGCGUUAAGAAGUAUUAUUAUAU